Messenger RNA from Raphanus sativus (radish), 777 nucleotides. RefSeq lists its product as uncharacterized. The record is from RefSeq and is a predicted model, not a curated record. Lineage: Eukaryota; Viridiplantae; Streptophyta; Magnoliopsida; Brassicales; Brassicaceae. The transcript has a single exon. The coding region runs from base 1 to 777 and encodes 258 amino acids.
AUGGAUCAAUCAACUGCGGUUGUGAAAAGUCACAUAGAGAAGCCUUUUGUCUUUCGAGGAGUGGAUUUCAAAAGAUGGCAACAAAAGAUGUUGUUUUAUCUCACGACACUGAAUCUGGCACAGUGCUUGACUUCUGAAGGACCAGAGUUACCUGUAGAAGGUGAUAUUCCUGAUGAGACUAUUAAAGCUUCAGAGGCAUGGACACAAAAUGAGUUUUUGUGCAAGAAUUAUAUUCUUAACGCCUUGGAUGAUUCUCUCUACGAUGUUUAUCAUAUUUUCCAAACUCCAAAACAGUUGUGGGAAUCAUUAGAGAAGAAGUACAAGUCUGAAGUUGCAAGCGCUAAGAAGUUUAUCGUGGGAAAGUUCUUAAACUUUAAGAUGAGUGACACUGUUUCUGUGGUGAAACAAGUGGAAGAGAUUCAAGUUAUUGCUCAUGAAUUGAGGGAUGAAAGUCUGGGGCUGAAUGAAGCGUUUCUGGUUGCUUCUAUUAUUGAGAAAUUGCCUUCAACUUGGAGAGAUUUCAAGAUAUAUCUGAAGCACAUACAUGAAGACAUGAGUCUUGAGCAAUUAAUUCUCAAGCUUCGCGUAGAGGAAGAAAAUCGUAAGAAUGAGAAUUCUGAAUAUUCUUCUAUGGAAGCAAAAGCCAAUGUAAUUGAAGGAAACAACUCCAAAUUCAAGGGCUUUAAGAACAACAAGAAGGUGAAGAAGCCAUUCACCUUUCCAAAGGGCGCUAACUUCAAGAAGAAGUCACAAAGUGCUUGGAAAGUCUGGACAUAG